AUGCUCGCCACACUAUGGCUUCUGGCGGCCCCCUUCGCUCUUGGCCAGUCAGACAUUCCUCUAUCCCAGCCAAUUCAGGGUGUCCUUGCUACGAACAACAAUGACCUAUAUACAUACCCAACAGAUUUCACUCAAGGCAUUAUGCCCAAGACCGUACAUUCUCACAACGAUUAUUGGAGACCCAAGCCAUUUUACAGCGCUCUCUCGAAUGGAGUAAUCUCAGUCGAAGCUGAUGUUUGGUUAUAUAAUGGCACGCUAUAUGUUGGCCAUGAGCAAUCUGCACUUACACACGCCCGCACUUUUGACUCUCUUUAUAUUCAACCCAUUCUUUCUGUUCUCAAGAAGCAGAACCCCAGCUCUCCUGUCGUAACUGCACCUACGAAGAAUGGCGUCUUCGAUACGGACGCUGGCCAAACUCUCUACCUUUGGGUCGACGUAAAGACCGAUGGUCCUUCUACCUGGCCCUACGUCGUCCGUGCGCUCGAACCUCUUCGCGCUGGUGGCUGGCUUACCAAGUACAACGGAACCGGAAUUACCAAUGGCACUGUUACAGUCAUCGGAACUGGUAACACUCCCAGGGCACAAGUCGAGAGCCUGAAUGAGCGUGACUACUUCUUCGAUGGACCCUUGUCGACCUUGAAUGGCACGGCAAACACCAACAUUACUCAAUUCCUUAGCCCUAUUGCCAGCACCAGUUUCAAGGCUUCAUUCGGAUGGCCUAGGGACGGCAAGCUCAAUGAAACUGCAUUGGCCAAGCUGCGCGGACAGAUUGCGUCUGCCAGUGCGAGAGGCAUUGGCACACGUUAUUGGGAAACUCCCAACUGGCCUAUUGGUAACAGAAAUGCCAUUUGGCGUCUGCUUUACAACGAGGGUGCCACACUCAUCAAUGCAGACGAUCUUGCGGGAAUUGCCAACUUCUGGGAUGGAGAUCUGUAA
Molecule: messenger RNA, 936 nt
Organism: Aureobasidium pullulans EXF-150
Lineage: Eukaryota; Fungi; Ascomycota; Dothideomycetes; Dothideales; Saccotheciaceae
Exons: 3
Coding region: 1-936 (311 amino acids)
Biological process (GO): lipid metabolic process
Molecular function (GO): phosphoric diester hydrolase activity
Source: RefSeq, a predicted model, not a curated record